AUGACUAAUGACAUAAGAAUCUCUUUUAACAAAAACGUACGACAGCUUCAGAUUAAUUCCGGCCCAUCUCAGUCAGUUUUAACUGAUUUGUGUUAUGAGCUAAUGCCAAUUCCGAUUCUAGUCGAUCUCCAUCCCGAUUGUAAUCACUUACGAAGUGUUCUAACAUUGGACUUGGAAUUUAUUCGACGCGGAAUUCUUGCAUCCUUAACCACUGUGUCGUCGACCUGGAUGAAAUGA
Messenger RNA from Adineta ricciae, 237 nucleotides. Lineage: Eukaryota; Metazoa; Rotifera; Eurotatoria; Adinetida; Adinetidae. The record is from the annotation of a GenBank genome assembly.